Oncorhynchus masou masou (cherry salmon) is the source of this 1248-nucleotide messenger RNA. Its product is annotated as membrane progestin receptor beta-like. Gene Ontology annotation, biological process: response to steroid hormone. Lineage: Eukaryota; Metazoa; Chordata; Actinopteri; Salmoniformes; Salmonidae. The transcript is spliced from 4 exons. Gene Ontology annotation, molecular function: steroid binding; nuclear steroid receptor activity. The coding region runs from base 1 to 1248 and encodes 415 amino acids. Gene Ontology annotation, cellular component: plasma membrane. The record is from RefSeq and is a predicted model, not a curated record.
AUGCAUCUCAUCAAAUUCGACCAAACUCAGUAUGACAACAUAGUUACCAACCUGCUGUCCUUCCCUCUACAGACAGGACCCCUCACCUCACCUCAAACCACCUCACAGGUGCCCCAUUCUCCUUACCCCCUCAUUCCCUCUGCCCCCAAUUCCACCAUGCCCAGUAUAUCUGUCUCCCUCUCCCUAAAACCCAUGAGUUCCCUCUCCUCCUUCCUCUCCUCUCUGUCUUCUCUUCCUCACACCGUCAGAGACACUGAGGUCCCCCUUCUCUUCCGUGAGCCCUAUAUCCUGUCUGGCUACCGGCCCAUGGGCCAUUCCUGGAGCAUCUACUUCCUCAGCCUCUUCCAGAUACACAAUGAGACAAUCAACGUGUGGAGCCACUUGCUGGCCGGAGUCUGCGUUGCGCUGAGGUUCUCUGUUUUUGCUGGUCUCGUGGGCCUGACCCUGAAUGGACCAGACGGGCUGGGUCUUUACCUGGACCUGGCCUGUCUACCGCUGGUCUACUACGUCCUGUCUCUUCUGACCUACUUGUGCUGCAGCGCUACAGCCCACCUGCUCCAGUCCCACUCCCAGCUGGCCCACUAUGCCCUAUUCUUCCUGGACUAUGUGGGAGUGGCUGUGUACCAGUACGGCUGUGCCCUGGCUCUAUACUUCUACAGCUCUGAUCCCGCAUGGAGAAGCAGUCGAGUAGGAGAGGUGUUCCUCCCUGCAGCAGCUCUCCUGGCUUGGUUGUCCUGUGCCUGCUGCUGCUUUGCCAAACUCAGUUACCUCCACCCGUACCCACUCCAUCGUAAGCUGUGCCAGGUCGUGCCAACCGGUCUGGCGUACCUGCUAGACAGCAGUCCUGUGGCACAUAGACUGGUCAGCAGGACCUGGGGAGACGACCCUGCUAUGACCCUACACGCAAUACAGGUGUUGCUGUUCCUCCUGGCAGCGUUCUUCUUCUCCUGUCCCAUGCCUGAGCGUUUCUUUCCUGGGCACUGUGACAUCAUCGGCCACGGGCACCAGCUCUUCCACUUCCUCCUCUCAAUCUGCACGCUGACCCAACAGGAAGCUGUGUUUGAGGACUUCCUGUCCCGGCGGGCGUCCCUGACGAGGGAGUACGGGGAGUGCCGCCUACUGGUGGCAGCCGUGUCAUUUCCUGCCCUGGUGUUCUGUAGCGUGCUGACAGCUGUGGUCAUGAGGAGAUUGGUGGAGAGGAGGCUGAGGAAGGAGGACAGUUGGGGGGAGGAGGUAGAGAGAGAAUAG